AUGACGGAUUCGCUCUCGCAUUCCCUCCCGUCGUCGGUAGCGGACAACACGGACGGGCACAGCGAGCUGAGCUCGAUCCGCACGAGCAGCGGCAUGUUCAUCGCCGUCGCGGAGGAUGCGGUCAUCGCGCGCAUCGAGGCGCGCAUCGCACAGUGGACCUUCCUGCCGCUCCCCAACCAGGAGGCCAUGCAGGUGUUGCGGUACGAGAAGGGGCAGAAGUACGAGCCGCACGUGGACUAUUUUCACGACCCCAACAACCGCAAGCGCGGUGGGCACCGGUACGCCACGGUGCUGAUGUACCUCAACAACGUCACCAAGGGCGGGGAGACCGUCUUCCCCACCGCUGACGACCCCUCGCCCAAAGACGACUCGUGGACUGAAUGCGCCAAGGGGAAACUCGCUGUGAAGCCCUCUAAAGGCGACGCGCUUCUCUUCUACAGCAUGCACCCGGACGGCUCGCCCGACCCGUCGUCGCUGCACUACGCAUGCCCUGUGGUGGAGGGGGUCAAGUGGUCCGCACCCAAGUGGAUCCACGUCGCAGACUUCAGCAAGACCUACUCGGGGCCGUCGGGCGGGGUCGGCUUGGCUGACAUGGCGGGCGGCGGGCAGGGGGUGCUGUCGGGGUGCAUUGAUGCCAACGCCUUCUGUCCCAGCUGGGCGGCGAGUGGGGAGUGCGAGAAGAACCCUGCCUACAUGCACGAGUCGUGCCGCAAGUCAUGCAAGCAGUGCUAG
This is a messenger RNA of Closterium sp. NIES-65, 732 nucleotides long. Lineage: Eukaryota; Viridiplantae; Streptophyta; Zygnematophyceae; Desmidiales; Closteriaceae. The record is from the annotation of a GenBank genome assembly.